AUCUUAAGGGUCUCCAACUGAAUUCCUUGAAGAGAAAAUGGCCUACCAGGAUUAUCAAAACAGCCAAAGCUGGCCAGUAGACACAAGCUUUUGUUUCCAGCCUCAGCAAAUGUUGAAUCCUAACCAGACUGACCCCUUUAAGAUGCAUGAUGAUAGUGGCCUGGAUGAGUUGCUGUUUCUCUCCAGUGGACCCAUGAAUGCUCCAGCAAUCACAGGGCAAGAUGAACCCCUGGAAGACAGUUUCAGUGUGCCUCCCUAUGAUACCUUCACUCCCACAACUGUUGUACCCCAAGAGUGGUCUGUGGAAGCCCCAAACUCUCCACACUUGGAGACCUUUGUUUCCCCAGAUGCGGUUACAGAAACUCUUCAACUAGCAACAGAGCCAUCCAAGGAACUAGAAAUGGAGUCAGUAAAAGAGCAGCCCCCACCUGAAGCAUUGGAAAUGAUGGGACAGAAGACUACUAUCCCAGUCCUAUCUACUGAAACAGGGGUAUCCACAGCCCUUGACAUGACACCAGCCACAGAAACAGAGGUAGCAUUGACUGAAGAUAUGGAAGAACCCACCAAAUCUGAUGUGACAGUGGAAAAAGACAUACAGCCAUUCAUGGAUUCAGAUAUAUCCCUGGUCAAGGAAAUAGUACUACCCACAGAAGCAGAGGUGGCUCCCUUUAAGGAUGUCAUCUCGCCUAUAGAAGCAGAUGUGUCUUCAGCCAAGGAUAUUGCACUGCCUGCAGAAAAAGAGGUGGUCCCAGGCGAGGAUGUGACACUGUCCAAAGAAACAGAGCAAACAAUUCCUACAAAAAUGGAUUUGGUCCCACCUGAGGAUAUAGAGAUAGCCCCAGCCAAGGGUAUGGUAUCACUCUCAGAAAUAGAGGUACCACUGGAUAAGGACACUGAUUCAGCUACAGAAAUACCUCCAGCUGAGGAGAUGGCCUUGUCCUCCAAAACAGAGGUGGUCCUAGCAAGGGACAUGACAUUGCCGUCAGAUACCAUGAUGGUUUUGACCAAGAAUGUAGCACUGCCCUUAGAAACAGAGGGAGUUCUGAUCAAGGACAUGACUCCAUCCCCAGAAACAGAAAUGACCCUGGGUGAGGAUACAGCUCCACCCACAGAAACAAAAUUGGGCAUGGUUAAGGACACAGCUCCACUCCCAGAAUCAGAAGUGGCCCUGGGCAUGGAAGUCACUACACUCCCAGAAAUAAAGGUAGUUGAGCUCAACAGUGUUACCCCACUUUCAGAAAAAGAGGCAGCCUCAAUCAACAAUGUGAAACCAGAAUCAGAGGCUGCACCAACUAAGGAUGUAGCUCUGCCCCCUGGAACAGAGGUGACCCUGGACAACGUUACUCCAGCCAAGGAUGUUACACCACUCUUGGAAACAGAAAUAGCACCAAUUCAAAUGAAAGACAAGGAAAUUGGGCAGAUCCAGGAAGGACUAAGUGAAGAUUCCCACUUAGAACCUGUGCAGCAUGAGGGACAGUCAGCUGUACCUCCUUCCAUGAUUUCACCAGAACCAGUCAAAGCUACAGACCAAAAGUAUAACUUGCCAACAAAUGAAGAUUCUGUGUUAGAGAAAUUGGAGCCAAAAGAACCACUGAGCAGUCAACCUUCUGAACACUCAGCAGAGGCCUCAGGUACCCCUCCCUCACAAGGCAAACAAGUUUGCAGACCCAGUUACCACAGGUCAGCCCAGCCCAAGCCUGCCGAGGCCCCUUCUAAGUUGCUGGAAGGCUCUCCUUCAUUGAAGACUCUUGAUGACAAUCAGAGCCCCUGCCCUUUUUCUGAGUUGGGUUGGGUUCCUGGUUCAUCUUCCUAUGGUGAGCGUGGGAACCAAAGGAAAAGUAUUCAUUCUGACUUCUUGGCACCCCAGAGAGAUCAUGGCAGGGAAGCCUGGGACACAGAGGGCAUGUCAAUGAUGAUGAUGAAGAAAAAGAAGAAAAAACCAAAGCAAAAGAGAUAUCCUCAGUCCCAAGUUGGGGGUCCUUGGGAUGAUGACAUUGCAGAGCCCAAAGGUCAUUUGUUUGUAGCUGGGCCCCAUAAAUCAGAUGUUCUUUCUAGCCAGCCUACCCCCAAGGGCACAGAAUAUGGAUUUGUAUCCAGAGACAACUUGAAAAGUGAUUGUAGAGUUGGUUCAGAGUGCCUCAGAGUUACUUCCUAUUCCGAACAAACAAAUUCUCAGUCCAAGCUGAGAGUAGAGGAAGAGGGCAGAGGUAGGAAAUCACUGCCAGAAAGCCAAGAUACGAACUUGCUACAGCAAGAGGAACACAAAGCCCCUACAUCUUUCCUCAAGCCUUCUGUGGAUACAAGACAGUCAGUGGGUCCUCCCAGUCAAAAAGAACCUCUGACAGAAGUGUCUGUACAGAAAGUGGAAACUCUUCUGGAGACCAGACCCAAAGACGGUUGCUCUGCUGUCCUAAGCCAAGAUAUUAUGAAUGGAGUUUCAAAACUUACAACAGCAAAAGUACUACCAAGUUUGAUCCCCACUUCAACAGCAAGCAGUCCAUUAGAAGAUAGUCUAAAAGAAGCAAAUAAUAAAAGCAAAGUGACUAAACUGCAGGAUGUUAAAAAUCAGAAAGAGUUCCCAGACAAAGUUAGAGAGGUUAAAGAACUAAAAACAGAGGUAUUUCCCAAGCAAAGGGAAGAAAUCAGCCUAUUUACUUCUCAGGAGCUGAAGGACCAAGUGUUAAUGCAGGCUCCUGGGGCAAGGAAUGAGACAUUCAAGAGAGUGACAGGUGAUGGCAGAAGCAGAAAGGGGAGGGGAAGUUCUGGGAAAGUCAGAGCAGGUUCUGGGAGGUUGAGAGGGAAAUCUGAGGUGCCAUUUCUUCUGGACAGCGAGGAUGCAAGGGCUGUUCUGCCAAGUGAGCUAGUUCCGGAAACGAAAAAAAAAGUGACUGCUGUGGAUAAGAGAGGAGAGCAAGAGUUGGAUUCUUCAAAGCAACCAGGGGCUGUUACUGAACUCACUGAGCCAGUGGCAGUGAGGGUGGACAAAGAGAUGACUGCAAGUGUGGAAAGCACCAUGCAGGCAUUGAUUCCUUUGGAAACUGGGUCAGGCUUGACUCAGACUUCCGAUGCUAGGAUAGAAAGAGGAGCUGAAGUUAAAAAUACGGGUAAGGAAGGGAAGUACCCUUGGGUGGAUCAUGAGUCAACUCCCUGGAUCUCUGAAAAGCCUAAAAAGAAAGGCAAUGAAGGCAGAAACAAAAAGUUUAAAAAUAAUUAUCCUGUACAGCCUACCAGAAUGGGGGGCAAGGAGGAAAUUGUCAACCCACCUUUCGUAGAGAAGGACAGUGAUACCGGUACUAUUAGCCUUAAAAACAGAGAAUUAGGACAAAAUUUCCCAAAACCACAUGAUCCUAUUUUCUUACAUACAUCACAUACACCCACUGUGGAAGUCCUUGACAGAAAGAAUAAAAAUGUUGAAGCUAAUUCUGUUGAUCUUGGUGUUCUUGAGGGGAAUAAAAAAAACACAAUCAAGGACACUGCUAUUACUGAACCAGCUGUCAAAGCGACAGAUGUGAGCUCCCAAAACCAAAUCCAGGGGGCAGGAUUUAUUCCCUCGGUAGUAUCUGAGAAGAACAAGAGAGGUGCAGCCAAGCGACACGCUGCAGUGGCUGACAAACCCAAUAAAAGGAGUAAUGAUGAGAAAUGUAAAGAGGCUAAAAGUAGUUUUCCUGAGGAGCACAUUCUGGAGAUUAAGACAGAUACUGCAAAAAUACAUAUUCCCAUGGAAACCACAGGAGACCACAGAAUUGAAGUAAUGGGCUAUGUGGAUGAAAAUAGAAAUAUUGCAUUUACCUGUCCGAGAACACCAUCAGGGCCAAUAAAUAAGUCAGCUCCCCUAGAGGUUGUGGAAUCAGCAGACUGUGAAACACUGUCCACUCCUACUUCUCAGGUAAUAAAGAAAGGUGAUUCCUUACCAGACACCUGUACAAAAAAUGAGCAAGAGAGAGUUCCAGACCAGAUUUCCAGAUUAUUAGUGGAAGAUACCUACAACAAAGAUGGAGUCCCAGGUCAGGAAAGACCAGCAAUUCCCUCUUCUGUUAAGCCUUCUAGCACAGAACGAGUUGCUGUGACUUUUACAGAAGGUACAGAAAAGGUUAACAGUUACGGAGAUCACUGUCUUAAGAAUAAAGGCAAGCUUGAUGAUCACAGGAAAAAUAAAGUAGGGGUAAUCAAUGAAGGGCAUGAGGUCAGAGAAUCUGAGUCGGUGCACCAUGUGGCCUCUAAGCAUACAGUACAGCAGGUCACCGAGCCAUCCAAAGAACACUUUCUUCCUGGAAUGCCCACAGAAAACCAGAGCCUGCCAGGAGAGGUCAGAGUCCUAGAUACACAUGCAGAUAAUGGUGCUUUGCCAGCAUCUCUAGUGAACAAAGAAAAGGGAACUAAGAGAGAUUCUGCCCCAGUUCAAAACCCUGACCUGGGAAGUAAAGCACAGAAGCUUAGUUUAUGUGAGUAUCAAAAUGUGAAAGAGAGAGAUUCCAAGAGCCCACAUAGUUUGGAUAAUAAGGUAGAUACAACUCUUUGGCCUCUAAAAAAUGAAAAGGAAAAAAUGAAAGAAAUCAGUCUGCCUUGUGAAGUCACAAAAUUGGAAUCUGUUCCCAUGCUCACACCAGCACUGCUGUCGGAUUUCUCAUGUGGCAGUGUUGAGGGCCCUCCUUCAGCGGUGGAAGAUAAGCUAGUAGUGACUGCUUCCGAAGAUCAUCAAGUCCCAGAACUCAAAGACAGUAUUGUGGAAGCACCUCAGAAACUAACAGAAAAGUCUGAAUUGGAGACACUGGAUGAAAGAAAGAAAAAAGAUAAAAGCAGAAUGGCAGAGCCAGUGAAAGGCUACAUGAGACCUACCAAGUCCCGGGGACUUACUCCACUUUUGCCAAAGUUCACAAGCCAGGAAAGAGACAAAUCCAGGCUGCUCAAGUCCAGUGGAAUAGCCAGGCAAGAAGAAGGAAAGGCUGAUGUUGGUGUGACCGGAAAUGACAUCACUACCCCACCAAACAAGGAGCUACCACCAAGCCCAGAAAAGAAAACAAAGCCUUUGGCCACCACUCAACCUGCAAAGACUUCAACAUCGAAAGCCAAAACACAGCCCACUUCUGUCCCUAAGCAGCCAGCUCCCACCACCCCUGGUGGGUUGAAUAAAAAACCCAUGAGCCUCGCUUCAGGCUCAGUACCAGCUGCCCCACCCAAACGCCCUGCUGCUGCCACUGCCAGGCCUUCCACCCUGCCUGCAAGAGAUGUGAAGCCAAAGCCCACUGCAGAGGCUAAGAUUUCUGAAAAGCGAAUCUCACCAUCGAAGCCCAUAUCUGUCCCAGCCCUCAGACCUGGACCCAAGACCACCCCAGCAGUCUCAAAAACCACAUCUCCUGCAACUCUUACUUCCACUGGACCAGGCAGUCGAAGCCCCGCCACACCCCUGCCUAAGAGACCCAGCACCAUUAAGACUGAGGGAAAACCUGCUGAUGUCAAGAAGAUGACUGCCAAGUCUGCACCAGCUGACUUGAGUCGCUCAAAGACCACCUCUACCAGUUCUGUAAAGAGAAACACCACUUCCACAGGGGCAGCACCCCCAGCAGGAAUGACUUCCACGCGAGUCAAGCCCACGUCAGCACCUUCCCGGCCUUCUGUGGACAAGAAGCCCACCUUGGCUAAGCCUAGCUUCUCUGUGCCCAGGCUGAGCCGCCUAACCACCACUGCCUCUGCCUCUGCCCCUGAUCUGAAAAAUGUCCGCUCCAAGGUUGGUUCCAUAGAAAACAUCAAGCAUCAGCCUGGAGGAGGCCGGGCCAAAGUAGAGAAAAAAACAGAGGCAGCUACAACGGGAAAGCCUGAACCUAAUGCAACCACUAAAACAGCGGGCUCCAUUGCAAGUACACAGAAACCACCUGCCGGGAAAGUCCAGAUAGUCUCCAAAAAAGUGAGCUACAGCCAUAUUCAAUCCAAGUGUGGUUCCAAGGACAAUAUUAAGCAUGUCCCUGGAGGUGGUAAUGUUCAGAUUCAGAACAAGAAAGUGGACAUCUCCAAGGUCUCCUCCAAGUGCGGGUCCAAAGCUAAUAUCAAGCACAAGCCUGGUGGAGGAGAUGUCAAGAUUGAAAGUCAGAAGUUGAACUUCAAGGAGAAGGCCCAGGCCAAGGUUGGAUCCCUUGAUAAUGUGGGCCACCUACCUGCAGGAGGUGCCGUGAAGAUUGAGACCUACAGGCUGACGUUCCGGGCAAAUGCCAGGGCCCGCACCGACCAUGGGGCCGACAUUGUCUCCCGACCCCCCAACUUCCCUGGUGGCCCCAGCUUGGGCUCCCGGGCUCUUGGCUCCCUUUCCCGGGCUGUGUACUAGACUUGUGAGCUCUUGAGUGCUGGGCAACCCUGUAGGCCCCUUUUCCUUCUGCCUCGCUUGCUCAGGGCAGCAGCAGCCCUGCCUCCACAUCUCCUCCUGCCCCUGCUGGACCCUGCUCCAACUUCAUUCCUGUCCCAUCACCACACCAUGGCUUCAUGGAGAAAGCUGGGAGGGGAGUGGAGUCUGGUGGGAUCCCAUAGGAUCUAGGAGGGGGAGCCGGACUCCAGCCUCCUGUUUGGUUUUUUUGGACCAAACCCAAAAGAAACUGACAUACUCUCCCUCCUCCCUGGGACAACCUGGAGGGACUAGUGGAGGUGGAUUACAUGUGAUGACCAGUGCUGCCUGUAUCCCCUAAGCCACUGCCUCUCUGACUCCUCAGUGGAGACCACCAUGUAGGUGGCACCAAGCACUCUUGCUGCCUUGACCCAAAUUAGUUAGGAGUCAGUGCCAUUUGUCCCCAUUGCCUACCGUACCUGCCUAGCUGCUGCCUCACUUUUUUUCUUAUUUUAUUCUUUUUCUUUCCCUUCCCAAUAACCUAUGAACUGGUGGCAUAGUUUACAGGUUGAAGCCAUGUCUAAAUGAGAGUUCUCAGUAGGUGAUGAAGGAUGCAGGGAGGGUGGUCCUGAGUCUCCACCCAGGAGGCUGUCGGGCAUUGGGGGCUGCCAUGCUUCAGGCAACUUGGGGCCCUGUAGGAAGGGAAGUGAGAUGCGGGGCUAUGGCCUAGUGAACAGUUGGGCAACUAGGGCUGGUCAGUGUGGACUGGUUGUGUUCCCAUUGUAUGUGUAUGCUGCUUUUCUUUUCUAACCAAGAAGCUGUUUUGGCAUCUGUCUCAUUCCCUGGGAUCUGGUAGUCAACCAUGCGAUACAAAACAAGGGCCGGAGAAACAGGAAUGAAGGUCAGAAUCCCCAAGCCUACAUAUGAAGACCAAGACACCCAAACCCUCAUGUCCAGAGGAGCCUGAGAUGUCCAAAACAUGUGAACAGUGGGGAAUCAGGUGUGGAAAUUUAAAAAUAAAACACAUGAGACAGGCCAUCCCACUUUCCGUCUGGUCUGCCUAGAGAGAGGAGACCAGCCUUAGGUGGGGCAGUCAUCCUAGCUUAGUCUGCUCAUGUGGGUCAGAUGGCUGCAAUGAUGAGAAAUCCUGGGAAUUGUAUCGACACAGAUUCUUAUUGCACUUGUAUUUUUUGUAUUAAAGUUUGCAUGGUUUCUAAUAAAGGAUUCAAACCUAA
Messenger RNA from Nannospalax galili (Upper Galilee mountains blind mole rat), 7545 nucleotides. It is a transcript of the gene Map4, whose product is annotated as microtubule associated protein 4. The transcript is spliced from 16 exons. Bases 38 to 6316 code for a protein of 2092 amino acids. Gene Ontology annotation, biological process: neuron projection development; microtubule cytoskeleton organization. Gene Ontology annotation, molecular function: microtubule binding. NCBI's taxonomy places the organism in Eukaryota, Metazoa, Chordata, Mammalia, Rodentia, Spalacidae. The record is from RefSeq and is a predicted model, not a curated record. Gene Ontology annotation, cellular component: neuron projection.